UUUCCUAGAGGACGGUGUUGUUUACUUGCAAACUGUGAACGUCACUUGGAUGGAAGUCUUGUGUGUUUGCUGAGCACUUAGUGACAGUUUAGGAAUCUUGCUGGGAACUGCUACACUCUGUUUUGAAAUAGAAAAUGACUUCGAACGGAGGAAAUGGCGCGGCAGUUGUGAAUAUGCAGCUUGACGAAGAGCAGAUCAAAGUUCUGGAAGAGAAUUUCAUGAAAGUCACCAAGCAUCCUGAUGAAACGACGCUCAUGUUGAUCGCUGCAGAGUGCGGGCUGUCUGAAGAGGACACAGCGAAGUGGUUCAGACUACGCAAUGCUGUGUGGAGAAAGUCAGAGGGACUACCUGCCGAAGAGGGAUCAGUGAAGGACUGAGGAAAAGCCCUUUCUUUUUCCAUUUCUGUUUUUUUUUCUCUCUGAGCUCAUAGCUCUCCCUCUUUCUCUCUCUCCAAUAACUUACAGACCCUUCCCUUCCUCUGAGAAUUUACUUUUAUUUCUGAAUUACUUUUUUUGUUGUUUAUUCUUCAUUUUAAGUCAAUUUAUUUUAUGUAGCUAAGCUGUAUUCGUGUUUUAAGUGUAAAGUGAAUGUAUGUCAUGUUUAUUGUCUUGCCAAUAUGUAACUACCAUGUUU
Molecule: messenger RNA, 633 nt
Organism: Chanos chanos (milkfish)
Lineage: Eukaryota; Metazoa; Chordata; Actinopteri; Gonorynchiformes; Chanidae
Gene: hopx
Product: HOP homeobox
Exons: 2
Coding region: 135-377 (80 amino acids)
Biological process (GO): regulation of transcription by RNA polymerase II; cell differentiation
Cellular component (GO): nucleus
Molecular function (GO): DNA binding
Source: RefSeq, a predicted model, not a curated record